CCAUCUUGAAGAACGCUCCUAGGAGCUGUGAGCGAUUUUAAAAAGACAACUCGCCAGUAUUAUAAGGCUCCGUAUUUAUCCGCAGAUUCAUCUGUGAGUCAUUUUAGAGAUUGAGAAACGAAAUAUUAAAAUAUGUCAGACGCCGAACAACAGUACAUGGAGACGUCCGAAAACGGCCAUGAAGGAGGGGAGGAGGAUUUGAAUGGCGCUGAGCCUUGCGGAGAGACGGAGUACCCGGAGGCGGUGAGUGGAGAAGCAGAGGCCGAGGAAGAGACCAGUGAAAUUGCCGCGGAGGAACCGGAGAACGGGGCCUCGGAGGGAGGACAGAUCGACGCCAGUAAAGGUGAAGAAGAUGCAGGGAAAAUGUUCGUUGGAGGCCUCAGCUGGGACACAAGUAAGAAGGAUCUGAAAGAUUACUUCUCAAAAUUUGGUGAGGUGACAGACUGCACCAUCAAAAUGGAUCCAAACACGGGAAGAUCGCGAGGAUUUGGGUUCAUCCUGUUCAAAGAUGCUGCAAGCGUGGAAAAAGUGCUGGCACAGAAGGAACACAGGCUUGACGGACGACAGAUUGACCCCAAGAAAGCCAUGGCCAUGAAGAAAGAACCUGUUAAGAAAAUUUUUGUUGGAGGUUUGAACCCUGAGACGACAGAAGAAACCAUCCGCGAGUAUUUUGGUGCCUUCGGAGAGAUUGAAGCUAUUGAGCUUCCAAUGGACCCAAAGACAAAUAAAAGGAGAGGGUUUGUCUUCAUUACAUUUAAGGAAGAAGCCCCAGUGAAAAAAGUCAUGGAAAAAAAAUACCACAAUGUCAGUGGAACCAAGGCAGCAAAUGGAAAAGAGGGUCUUUGCGAGAUUAAGAUUGCCCAGCCCAAAGAGGUGUACCAGCAGCAACAGUUUGGGGGUCGCUAUGGGGGUCGAGGCAGGGGGCGUGGAGGUCAGGGCCAGAACUGGAACCAAGGCUACAAUAACUACUGGAACCAGGGCUAUGGUAACCAAGGAUACGGUUAUGGUGGGCAGCAGGGCUACGGUGGAUAUGGAGGAUAUGGAAACUAUGAUUACUCUGCAGGCUACUAUGGCUACGGCGGUGGAUACGACUACAACCAGGGCAGUGCAAGCUAUGGGAAAACUCCUCGACGUGGAGGCCACCAGAGUAGCUAUAAGCCAUACUGAUGACUUGUUGACCAGGUUGAGGGUAACCACUCGACAGGAGCCCUCAGUCUGGGCACAGUGGACACGAGGGCGCUUUUCCUUUUGGAGUUGGCAAAAUUUGGACUCAUGCUCCAUUUUGUACAGGAAUUAAAACAGAUGAGGAACUGGGGAAGCAAAAGUCACUUUUCACUUUUAUUUUGUAUUUUUUUUUUUUUUUCCUUUGUGUGUCCAUAUUUUACAUUUCCAGAGAUGGAAGUGUUAUUUUUGCUGUACUUUUUGGUACCUUGUUGAAUCUAAUGUAUUGUAUGGUUAUAUUUUACAUGUUGGCUGGAUUUACCACACACAGGCUCAGAGCUCUCAAAGCUUUUGAAAUAAACAAUUUUGAGUAAUUUUUCUUUGCUGUUUCUAGACCUUUUUUCCCCUCCAAGAUAAGUUUUCUUUUGCUUGUUGAGAGUUGCAUGGCAUCUGAACAGUGGGUAUCAAAAAAAAAACAAAAAAAAAAAAAAAACAACUGGUUUCAUUGUAAGCUUUGUCCAGUGACAUUUUUCAGGUGGCGAGUAGCUUGAUGACCAGCUUUUUCUUCUGAUUGUAUGGCUUUUAAGGAGAUCUUUGUCUGCGUGUGAAAUAAGUGGCUUUUCUAGUGUAACACUUUACCUCAAAGCUUCAACCUGUAAGAGGGCUGUCCCUCUCUCACCGGAGACUCAUUCCUCCCGUGUCUUGGGCAAAUUUAUAGAAAUAAACUUUUUGGUUUUUAAGA
This is a messenger RNA of Chanos chanos (milkfish), 1903 nucleotides long. It is a transcript of the gene hnrnpaba, whose product is annotated as heterogeneous nuclear ribonucleoprotein A/Ba. The transcript is spliced from 9 exons. The record is from RefSeq and is a predicted model, not a curated record. Gene Ontology annotation, cellular component: nucleoplasm; chromatin. NCBI's taxonomy places the organism in Eukaryota, Metazoa, Chordata, Actinopteri, Gonorynchiformes, Chanidae. Gene Ontology annotation, molecular function: RNA binding. Gene Ontology annotation, biological process: regulation of gene expression. The coding region runs from base 133 to 1167 and encodes 344 amino acids.